Messenger RNA from Penicillium coprophilum, 3894 nucleotides. RefSeq lists its product as uncharacterized. Gene Ontology annotation, molecular function: 5-oxoprolinase (ATP-hydrolyzing) activity. The transcript has 8 exons. Lineage: Eukaryota; Fungi; Ascomycota; Eurotiomycetes; Eurotiales; Aspergillaceae. Gene Ontology annotation, biological process: glutathione metabolic process. The coding region runs from base 1 to 3894 and encodes 1297 amino acids. The record is from RefSeq and is a predicted model, not a curated record. Gene Ontology annotation, cellular component: cytosol.
AUGCCUGAGGGUACCAUCAAGAAGCCAUUACGCAUUUCCAUUGAUCGCGGAGGAACCUUCACCGAUUGUAUUUGUAAAGUGAUUAACGGAGACGAUAUUCUCGUGAAGAUCUUAUCCGUCGACCCAAAGAAUUAUGCCGAUGCCCCAACUGAGGCAAUUCGUCGAGUUUUGGAGAUACACUAUAAAACUUCAAUUCCACGGGGCUCUGAACUAGAUCUUGAAGAUGUUGAAUGGAUCCGAAUGGGCACAACGGUUGCGACUAAUGCGCUACUCGAGCGCAAAGGCGAGCGGACAGCCUUACUUGUCACUGAAGGUUUCAAGGACAUCUUGUAUAUUGGCAACCAGAGCCGACCAUACAUGUUCGAUCUGUCAAUUCGACGAGCAAAGCCGCUGUACUCGGACGUCUUUGAAGUCAAAGAGCGUGUUACAGUUGCGACAUGCAGCGACUCAAAUCUCCGAAAUAUGAAGCUGCAAUCCCCAGAGCCAGUCGAGUCGAUCACCGGUACCUCUGGUGAAGUUGUUCAAGUGCUGAAGCCUAUCGACUUGACAAGUACUCGGACCUAUCUGCAAGAAAUAUAUGACAAGGGCUUCCGCUCAUUAGCGGUGUGCCUCAUGCAUUCCUACAUCUUCCCGGCUCAUGAGUUGCAGGUUCGCGAAUUGGGGCUCGAGAUUGGGUUCAAAUACAUCUCUCUCUCGCAUCAAACCUCCCCACGACCAAAGCUUGUCCCUCGUGGAAAUUCCACGGUGGUUGACGCAUACCUGACUCCAAACAUCGAGCAAUAUUUGCAACAAUUCUCGAAGAAUUUUCCUAAUAUUGACCAGUCCGGGACGCGAUUGGAGUUCAUGCAGUCAGACGGUGGAUUGGUCCCCUCGUCAAAGCUUUCUGGGCUGCAUUCUAUUCUCUCCGGACCGGCAGGAGGUGUGAUUGGCUUCUCUCAAACUUGUUUUGACGCUGAAGAUCAGAUUCCCGUCGUUGGAUUUGACAUGGGAGGCACUAGCACCGAUGUCAGUCGAUACGACGGCGAAUUGGAUCACAUAUUUGAGACAACGACUGCUGGAAUCGCGAUCCAAGCCCCACAAUUGAAUGUGAAUACUAUCGCGGCCGGCGGAGGAAGUAUACUGGCUUGGAAAGAUGGACUCAUGUCAGUUGGGCCUGAAAGUGCCACCUCCAAUCCUGGGCCAGCCUGCUACCGUAAAGGAGGUCCUUUGACUGUGACCGAUGCAAAUUUGGCACUAGGGCGGUUGAUUCCAGAGCAAUUUCCCUCGGUAUUUGGCAUCAAUGAGAAUGAAUCAUUGGACAGAGAGGUUGUUUUAGCCAAGUUCAAAGAUCUCACCCAAGCUAUCAACAAAGAAACGGGUAAAUCACUAAGUUGGGCAGAGGUUGCCGAUGGUUUCCUCCAGGUAGCCAACUCGGCAAUGUGCGGUCCCAUUCGAAGUUUGACCGAAGCCAAGGGUCAUGAUGUUGCAAAACAUCAUCUCGCGUCGUUUGGUGGUGCAGGGGGUCAGCAUGCCUGCGCUAUCGCCGAAGCCCUGGGAAUUCAGAGAGUGUUGAUCCAUAAGUACUCCUCUAUUCUCUCUGCCUAUGGAAUCGGAUUGGCAGAUCUCGUGCACGAGGAAGAGCGGGUAUGCGCAAAAGCCUUUGAUGACUCUACGUGCGAAACAAUAUACAGCGAGGUAGACAUCCUCACAAACAUCGCCCGAGGCAAUGAAACCAUGAAGCCAUUCAACAUUGUUCAGACCCGCCGCUUCUUGAACAUGAGAUACGAUGGUAGCGAGACUUCAAUCAUGGUUUCUCUGGAGACCUCUGGGGACCCUCGGGAAGAAUUUAUCAAAGCCCAUCAUCAGCAAUUUGGAUUCACUCCUACCAACCGUGCAUUGUAUGUUGAUACUAUUCGCGUUCGCGCAAUUGGCUCCAGUGUGUUCUCUGAGUCGUCGGUCAAACCACUGGAUUCGUAUCCCAAAUUCAUUUCUGGAUCAGUGGCGCCUGUUCCUAUAUCAUGGGAGUCUACUUACUUUAGUCCAAUGGGAUGGGUGGACACACCGGUGUACCAUUUUGAUCAUUUGAGCGAUGGGUGCCAGAUCUCAGGACCUGCCCUCGUGAUUGACAAAACCCAGACGAUCUUGGUCAGCCCACACUCAAAGGCGACACUGAGACAAGAUGUACUGGUCCUUGAAGUGGGAUCUUCAGGGCCGAAAAUGACGAGCGCAGAUGUCAUCGAUCCAGUUCAGCUUUCCAUUUUCCGCCAUCGAUUCUUUGGCAUUGCAGAGCAAAUGGGACGUGUUUUGCAAAACGUCAGCAUAAGUGCUAAUAUUAAAGAGCGGUUGGAUUUCACGUGUGCAAUCUUUACACCCGAAGGGGACUUGGUUGCCAACGCACCCCAUGUGCCUGCCAUGAUUGGGAGUAUGGCCUUUGCAGUCAGAUCGCAGAUUGUCGAGUGGCAAGGUAAGUUGCAGGAUGGCGAUGUGUUACUCUCCAAUACACCAGCAUACGGAGGCGUUCAUCUUCCUGACCUCACGGUCAUUACCCCUGUCUUUGACUCCGAUGGAAAAGAUAUUAUAUUUUGGGCUGCUUCGCGUGGUCACCACGCCGACGUCGGAGGCAUUCUUCCUGGCUCAAUGCCACCCCUGUCAAAGCUUCUAUCUGAAGAGGGUGCAGUCUUCGAUUCAUACCUGCUGGUGCGCGCUGGCCAUUUCGACGAGGAAGAGCUUCAUCGUAGGUUGUGCGUAGAACCUGCGCGUUUUCCAGGCUCCAGUGGAUCCCGAUGUUUUCAAGAUAAUGUCACCGAUUUGAAAGCACAGGUUGCUGCAAACCACUGUGGCAUCCGUCUCGUGCGACAAUUAAUUGAGGAAUAUUCUAUGGAUGUGGUUCGGAUGUAUAUGCGCGCCAUUCAAGACUCGGCUGAGCUUGCCGUUCGCAAUCUCUUGAAGCGUCUCGCCCAUGAUCACAAUGGAGAAGAGAUGUCUGCCAUCGACUACAUGGACGAUGGGACACCAAUCAUGCUCAAAGUGACCAUUGACCCGUCGGAUGGUUCCGCUAUUUUUGACUUUACAGGAACCGGUCCAGAGGUUUAUGGGAACUGGAAUGCCCCAAUUGCAAUCUGCAACUCGGCAGUCAUCUUUGCGUUGCGCUGUAUGGUCAACUCUGACAUUCCCCUCAACCAAGGCUGCAUCAAACCUGUGCAGAUUAUCAUCCCUGACAAGUCAUUAUUGCGACCGAGCUUCGAAGCCGCAGUAUGCGCGGGUAAUGUAUUGACUUCGCAACGUAUCGUGGACGUGAUUUUCAAGAGCUUCAAGUUAUGUGCUGCUAGCCAAGGGUGCAUGAACAAUUUUACCUUCGGCAAUGAUGGGGAGAAUGGGUUUGGAUACUAUGAAACCAUCGCUGGUGGGAGUGGCGGAGGCCCGGGCUGGGCUGGCACAAGCGGCGUGCAUACCAACAUGACCAAUACACGUAUAACCGACCCUGAAUCACUGGAACGCCGGUAUCCGGUGAUUCUUCGUCGUUUCUGCCUCCGCGAUGGGAGUGGUGGUGCCGGGAUGUAUCCUGGAGGAGAAGGUGUCAUUCGAGAUGUUGAGCUGCGAUUGCCGAUGUCCGUGUCCAUUCUUUCCGAGCGCCGCAGCUUUGCGCCUUACGGUAUGGCAGGCGGCGAUGAUGGUAAGCGCGGAAAGAACACAUGGAUCACCAAAACUGGCCGGCAUAUCUCCGUUGGUGGCAAAAACUCGAUCCGUGUCCAAUCCGGAGACCGAUUUGUCAUUGAAACCCCUGGGGGCGGAGGAUACGGAGUUCCUGGGGCGCCAAAGAAAUCAAGCGUGGACCAGUCAAUUGUCAUGCCGUCGUUUGUUCCUAUUGCCAACGGUAGUGUGGCCGCCAAUCGGAGCUUGGCAGAGGAGGUGUAA